Molecule: messenger RNA, 714 nt
Organism: Puccinia triticina
Lineage: Eukaryota; Fungi; Basidiomycota; Pucciniomycetes; Pucciniales; Pucciniaceae
Exons: 2
Coding region: 1-714 (237 amino acids)
Source: RefSeq, a predicted model, not a curated record
AUGUGCAGAUGUCAUGUGGAGGUCUGUAAGAGCAGAGAAACAGGGGAACUGAAACACGAUCUUCCCUCUGCAGCCUUCCUCAUCAUACCCAUCCUCUCCACCAGCAACCUCCCUCGCACUCCACUCGGCCACUCCUCCCGGAAGCUCCCGGCCAAGAACUCCCAUCGACGACGCCGCAUCGGCCGACGCCAGCUCCCGGCGAGCUACCAGCCCCCACAGUCCGUCGUCGAUGCCCCGUUCAUACCCCUGCCCACCCGACGACACUUCCGCAUCUCUCACGUGGGCAACCAACGAAGACGGCCGGCGCUGGGCACGGUGGUCUACACCAAUCACUCUUCCUCUGAAUCGGACGAGUACUGCUCCGAAGAUGCCCACCAUAAACCCGAGCCCGUCGAACACUUCAGACUCGUCUUUGGAAAGAGACUCAGAGGCGAAGAGCAAGAGUUCCGAGGGCUUAGCGCCAUGAAAGGAUCCCGUCUAUCCGCCCGGCCUUCAACAGCCACCUUUUCCUCGCCUCACCACGAUCAUCCCGAGAGCAACCACACCCAGAAGCCCAGCCCCCCAAGACCUGAGCCAGCUGUCCAUGAGAAGCAGCACGAGCCCACACUGGAGAAGAAGUCCAUCAGUUUCGCCGCAACCACCCAAGCCUGCACUCAGCGGAUCUCGACCCAGAUUGACUCCAGCCUGAGCUUCCUAAGCUGCCAGCUCAAGUAA